AUGGAAGACCUAAGAAACAUAGGUGAAGAGAUAAGAAUGUUGAGAGAGGAGGUAGUAAAAUUGAGAGAAGACCUGAGAAGAUGGAGGCUAGAAGAGGGAAGAACAAAGGGAAAGGAAAAAUACAAAAGAGACGAAGAAAGAGAGAAUGGAGAUGCCUCAGAGGAAGAGACAGAGGGAAAGACCAAAGAAAAGGAGGAAGAGGAAAACAAGGAAAAAGGAAAAAGGGAGGAGAGGAGGGAAAAAAUACAGAAAGAAGAAGGUCAAGAAGAACCAGAGAAGAAGAAAGAGAGAGAGUGGGAGAACAGAAAGGAGGAAAAGGAGAGAGUGGAAGAAAACAAAGAAAGAAUGAGAGGAGUGGAGUCAUGUAAGAUGACGAAGGAGGCGGAGGAAAGAAGAGAGCGCUGGAUAAGGGAAGAAGAAAGAAGGAAAAAUAUAAGAAGAGGAAAGAGCCUGGUGUGGAAAGGAGUGAAAGGGGAAAACAUAGAAGAGAGGCUGAAAAAUAUUAAGGUAAUCCUAAAGAAGGAACUAGGAGAAAAAGCGGAAAUAAAAAGUGCAGUAGAAAGGGAAGGGGAGGGAGGAAGGGCAAUAGUAAUCACGGAAAUGGAGGAAGAGGAUAACAAAAAAGAGAUGGUAUGGAUGAGAAAUGGGAUAUGGGAAAGGUGGAGGGUGGAGGUAGAUGAAGACCUAAAUAAGGAAGAAAGAAGACUAAAGUGGAUAAUAAAAGAGAAGGCAAAAAAGGAAAGAGACGCAGGAAGGAAGGUCAUGUACAAUAGUAGGAGAAUAUGGGUGGAGGGGACGGAAAUAAAGUGGAACGAGGAAAAGAAAAACUGGGAAAAAAUAUCACUGAGAGAAAGACUGGAGAGGACAAUGAAUUAG
Messenger RNA from Osmia bicornis bicornis, 876 nucleotides. Its product is annotated as vicilin-like seed storage protein At2g18540. The record is from RefSeq and is a predicted model, not a curated record. Bases 1 to 876 code for a protein of 291 amino acids. Lineage: Eukaryota; Metazoa; Arthropoda; Insecta; Hymenoptera; Megachilidae. The transcript has a single exon.